Molecule: messenger RNA, 1661 nt
Organism: Hyposmocoma kahamanoa
Lineage: Eukaryota; Metazoa; Arthropoda; Insecta; Lepidoptera; Cosmopterigidae
Product: aminomethyltransferase, mitochondrial
Exons: 1
Coding region: 94-1335 (413 amino acids)
Biological process (GO): glycine catabolic process
Cellular component (GO): mitochondrion
Molecular function (GO): protein binding; aminomethyltransferase activity
Source: RefSeq, a predicted model, not a curated record
CUACUGUUUGACCCGCAACCUUUCAUAGCGAUAGCGCUCACCCACAGUUAUUUUGACAGGCCUACAGUGUGGUUCAAACUAUUUUCAUUUAAAAUGCGCUCGAUCGUUUUAAACAGGUUUUUUUUAACCAACACUAAAUUGUUACGAACAAGUGUAGUUGUACCUAAAAUAAUACAAGUACGUUCGCACAGCGGAACCGGCAUACAACCGAGGAAAACCCCCUUAUAUGAUUUGCACUUGAAGUAUGGAGGUAAACUGGUGGACUUUGCUGGGUUCCUGUUGCCAGUGCAGUACUCUGACAUGAGCGUGUCAGCGUCGCACCUAUUCACCAGACAAAAUGCGUCUAUAUUCGACGUUUCACACAUGCUACAAACAAACGUUCGCGGUAAAGAUGCUGUGGCUUGGUUAGAGUCGAUCUGCCCAGUGGAUCUGAAGGGAAUGGCUGAUGGAAGUAGUUCAUUAACGGUAUUCUUAAACGAUAAAGGAGGAAUCAUCGACGACUUGAUAGUAACAAAGGUCAAUAAUGACACUCUGUACGUGGUAUCGAACGCGGGGCGGCUUGAUGUUGAUAAGGAGCACAUGGAAACAACAUCAACGAAUUUCAAGAAAGAAGGUAAAGAUGUUCAUGUAGAAUUUUGGGACGUUAGUGAAAGGGCACUUAUUGCGUUGCAAGGGCCGAAAGCUGUGACGAUCCUGCAAAAAUUGAUCGAUAUUCCAUUGGCGGACUUGACUUUUAUGACAUCACGAGAGGGAACCCUCGCCUCAGUGAAAUGUCGCGUAACCCGUUGCGGCUACACGGGGGAGGAUGGCGUCGAAAUAUCUAUCCCGGCUGAAAAAGCUGAUCAAGUAACAGAGGCUUUGCUUCAGUCGAGUGAUGUGAAACUGGCCGGCCUAGGUGCAAGGGAUUCACUUCGUUUAGAAGCAGGACUGUGCCUUUAUGGCAACGAUAUUGAUGAGAGCGUUACUCCUGUAGAAGCGAAUUUAACUUGGUUGAUAGCAAAACGAAGGAGGAGCGAAGGAAAUUUUCCGGGCGCUCAUCUAAUUUUGCAGCAAAUAAAAGAGGGAGUUAGUAAAAGGAGAGUUGGAAUUAGAAGUGAAGGAGCUCCGGCACGUAAAGGAGCAGUCAUUAAAAGUGCUAAUGGUUCAGAUGAAAUAGGACAGGUGACAAGCGGGUGUCCGAGUCCUUCAUUGGGUGGCAACGUCGCCAUGGGCUACGUUAUUGAAUCGCUGAAAAAAGUGGGAACCGGUUUAUUAGUGAACAUUAGGGGAAAAGACAUUCCUUGUGUAGUUGCAAAAAUGCCCUUUGUCCCUUCACAAUACUACAUCAAGAAAUAAAUCACCAUAUUAUUAUGAAAGUAUGUAAUAUAUGUAUAAUUUUUAUUACAAGUAAACAUUAAUUUAUUGUACGUACCACUUAAGAAAAUCCUCAAAAGUGUUUGCAAAUCAAUAAAAUAAAUAACAAUGUUUAUCUUGCAAGAUAACGAUUGAAGACGAGCCCUUAUUAAAAUGUUCAUUAUACUUUGAGCAACAAUAAGUCGUAUUUAUUUACAAUUAGUAAUCUACCUGGCAUGUAAACAAUAAACGUAAAAACACCACUAUCUCAAAUUGAGCACUUUUACAAACAUUUCAAAUGAGGAGCAAGUCACCAAAACAGGACAAUU